This is a messenger RNA of Gavia stellata (red-throated loon), 1615 nucleotides long. It is a transcript of the gene GABRA3, whose product is annotated as gamma-aminobutyric acid type A receptor subunit alpha3. Gene Ontology annotation, molecular function: transmitter-gated monoatomic ion channel activity involved in regulation of postsynaptic membrane potential; benzodiazepine receptor activity; GABA-A receptor activity. The coding region runs from base 197 to 1615 and encodes 472 amino acids. NCBI's taxonomy places the organism in Eukaryota, Metazoa, Chordata, Aves, Gaviiformes, Gaviidae. Gene Ontology annotation, cellular component: dendrite membrane; postsynapse; synapse. The record is from RefSeq and is a predicted model, not a curated record. The transcript is spliced from 10 exons. Gene Ontology annotation, biological process: nervous system process; signal transduction; monoatomic ion transmembrane transport.
CCUCCCUCCCUCCCUCGCCGCGGCCGGAGGAGCGCGCAGGCGGCGGCUGGCAGCGCCGGCCGGGCGGCACGGCGGGCUCGGGGGCGCGCAGCUCGGCGGAGCCGUGCGGAGCGGAGCGGGCUCCGGCUGCCCCCCGCUGGGGCAGCCGGCGCGGCGGUUUUGGAGGCUUGCUUGCUGGUCGCCACGUGCUGACGCCAUGGCACUGAGGCUCCCAGGAACGGGGUCGCUCUCUCUCAUUAGCCUUGGAGUCCUAGUCCUGGUUUUGGCUCUCCCUGCUGAUGCUGGGCUUUCUCAGAAGCAUGUUUCAGACGUUGUUGAUGACAGCAAAGAUAACAUCACCAUUUUCACCCGCAUCCUGGACAGGCUGUUGGAUGGAUACGACAACCGCCUGAGACCCGGACUUGGAGACAGCGUAACUGAGGUCAAGACAGACAUUUACGUGACGAGUUUCGGCCCUGUCUCGGACACAGAUAUGGAAUACACUAUUGAUGUCUUUUUCCGGCAAUCCUGGAGAGAUGAAAGGCUGAAGUUUGAUGGUCCCAUGAAAAUACUUCCCCUGAACAAUCUGCUGGCCAGUAAGAUCUGGACUCCUGAUACCUUCUUCCACAAUGGGAAGAAAUCUGUUGCCCAUAACAUGACAACUCCCAACAAGCUCCUGCGCCUGGUGGACAAUGGCACCCUCCUGUACACCAUGAGGCUAACCAUUCAUGCAGAGUGCCCCAUGCACCUGGAGGACUUCCCAAUGGAUGUGCAUGCUUGCCCGCUGAAAUUUGGGAGCUAUGCCUACACAAAGACGGAGGUGAUCUACACCUGGACACUGGGGAAGGAUAAAUCAGUGGAAGUAGCGAAGGGUGGAUCUCGCCUGAACCAGUAUGACCUGCUGGGCCAUGUUGUUGGGACAGAGAUGGUUCGAUCCAGCACAGGGGAGUAUGUCGUCAUGACCACACACUUCCACCUCAAGAGGAAGAUCGGGUACUUUGUGAUCCAGACUUACCUACCCUGCAUUAUGACCGUCAUCCUGUCCCAGGUCUCAUUCUGGCUUAACAGGGAGUCCGUUCCUGCCCGAACAGUUUUUGGUGUCACCACCGUCCUCACCAUGACCACACUAAGCAUCAGCGCAAGAAACUCGUUACCUAAAGUGGCGUACGCGACGGCCAUGGACUGGUUCAUAGCCGUCUGUUACGCCUUUGUGUUUUCUGCGCUGAUCGAAUUUGCCACUGUCAACUACUUCACCAAGCGCAGCUGGGCUUGGGAUGGGAAGAAGGUGCUGGAGGCCCAAGAGAUGAAGAAAAAAGAGCCAGUGGCACUAGCGAAGAAAACCAACAACACCUACAACAUUGUUGGCACCACAUAUGCCCUCAACAUUGCCAAGGACCCUGGCCUGCCCACCAUCUCCAAGAGUGCUGCUGCCACUGCUACUGCCAACGUACCCCCCAAGAUGCCCCGCAUAGAGGAGAAGCUCCCAGAGAGUAAGAAGACAUACAACAGCGUCAGCAAGGUAGACAAGAUGUCCCGCAUCGUCUUUCCAGUCCUCUUUGCCAUUUUCAACUUAGUCUACUGGGCCACAUACGUAAACCGGGAGUCAGCUAUCAAGGGAAUGAUCCCCAAACAAUAA